Messenger RNA from Teleopsis dalmanni, 3854 nucleotides. It is a transcript of the gene rb, whose product is annotated as AP-3 complex subunit beta-2. The record is from RefSeq and is a predicted model, not a curated record. Gene Ontology annotation, biological process: intracellular protein transport; vesicle-mediated transport. The transcript has 6 exons. Gene Ontology annotation, cellular component: AP-3 adaptor complex; membrane coat. NCBI's taxonomy places the organism in Eukaryota, Metazoa, Arthropoda, Insecta, Diptera, Diopsidae. The coding region runs from base 250 to 3714 and encodes 1154 amino acids.
GUCUAUUGUGAACUACUCGUUGUUGCACUGAACACGAAGAAGAAUAAGUCAAAACGUCAUCAGGAACUGCAAUAUGUGAAGUAGAAAAAAAAAAUCAGGUGAAAGCUAACAAAAAGUUGCACAAAGAAUAUUUUUCUAUAUAAAUAUUAAUAGCGAAAAUCUGACUUAGAUUGAUAACUUCAUAUCAGACGUCAAAAUCUGCAUAAAUAAUUUUUCUUGAUACAUACACUUGAGCAUAAAUACUGCUCUAUGCUAUCAUCCAGUACCCCCAUAAAACUUCUUGCUAGUAAAACUCUCAACAUGCAACAGCAAUCGGCAGUUAGCAAUGCAUUCUCAUAUGGAGAUCGUCCGCAGAUGGGACUUGACGUUGAGUUCGGCGCAGAUCCAGCGAGUGGUGCCUUCUUUCAAACAGAUGGUCGGAAGCAUGACGAUCUGAAACAGAUGUUGGACAGUAAUAAAGAUGGCUUGAAACUAGAAGCUAUGAAACGUAUUAUAGGCAUGGUUGCACGCGGACGUGAUGCAAGUGAACUCUUUCCAGCUGUUGUAAAGAAUGUAGUGUCCAAAAAUAUCGAAGUUAAAAAACUUGUUUACGUAUAUUUGGUGCGUUACGCUGAGGAACAGCAAGAUUUGGCAUUGCUAUCGAUUUCAACAUUUCAGCGUGCACUUAAAGAUCCAAAUCAACUUAUACGUGCGUCUGCACUGCGUGUUUUAUCCUCCAUACGAGUGAAUAUGAUUGUGCCUAUUGUAAUGCUGGCCAUACGUGAUAGCGCAUCUGACAUGAGUCCAUAUGUGCGUAAAACAGCUGCACAUGCCAUACCAAAACUAUAUUCAUUAGAUCCUGAACAGAAAGAUGAGCUGGUAACCGUUAUAGAAAAACUGCUUUCUGAUCGUACGACACUGGUUGUUGGUUCUGCUGUUAUGGCUUUUGAUGAGGUGUGCCCGGAACGAGUUGAUUUGAUACAUAAAAAUUAUCGCAAAUUAUGUAACUUACUGGUGGAUGUUGAUGAGUGGGGCCAAGUCAUCAUUAUAAAUAUGCUAACACGUUAUGCACGCACACAAUUCGUCAAUCCAAAUGCAGACGAACCAUCCGAUGAUGAGAAUUAUAAAUCAAACUCUAAUGAUGCCGAAAACUUUUAUGAUGAAAUCUCUUCGGAUGAAUCGGAUUCCGAUAAAAAAAAUAAGAACAAUUUAAAAGCUAAAAGUCGUAGUUCAUCUUCCAACGUUUCAUAUCAUGUAGACUUAGAUCAUCGCUUGCUGUUGCGUCAAACAAAACCACUGCUACAAUCACGUAACGCUUCAGUUGUUAUGGCAGUGGCGCAGUUGUAUCAUCACGUAGCGCCUCGUAAUGAAGUACAGCUCAUUGCGAAGGCGCUAAUACGUUUGUUACGUUCGCAUAAAGAAGUGCAAAGUGUGGUACUAACCUGCAUCGCUUCCAUGUCAACCAAGCGUAAAUCCAUUUUUGAACCACAUAUAAAAUCCUUCUUUGUACGCACUAGUGAUCCGACACAUAUAAAACUUUUGAAAUUGGAAAUUCUUACGAAUUUGGCUUCAGCCACUAGCAUUUCUUUAAUUUUACGUGAGUUUCAAACUUACAUUUCCAGCAGUGAUCGUUCUUUUGUUGCAGCAACAAUACAAGCGAUUGGUCGAUGUGCCGGCUCCAUAAAGGAAAUAACAGAAACAUGCUUAACCGGACUUGUGCAAUUGCUCUCAAAUCGUGAUGAACACGUCGUUGCUGAAAGUGUUGUGGUUAUAAAAAAGUUGCUUCAAACGAAAGCAGCACAACAUUUUGAAAUAAUUAUUCAAAUGGCUAAAUUGCUUGAUUUUAUCACUGUACCUGCAGCUAGAGCUUCUAUAAUCUGGUUAAUUGGCGAAUACAAUGAAAGGGUGCCCAAAAUUGCACCUGAUGUACUGCGCAAAAUGGCCAAGACAUUCGUAGAUGAAGAAAAUGUGGUGAAACUGCAAGUGCUUAAUCUGGGUGUAAAACUUUACCUAACAAAUCCUCAGCAAACUUCAUUGUUAUGCCAGUACGUCUUCACUUUAGCACGCUACGAUUCUAACUAUGAUGUUAGAGAUCGUGCACGCUUCUUACGUCAAUUUAUAUUUCCAACCACUGGUAAUAGUACCAUACUUUCGCAAAAUGCGCGAAAAGUAUUUUUAACAGCGAAGCCUGCUCCUGCUUUAGAGAGCAAAUAUCGUGACCGUCAUCACUUCCAGUUGGGUUCAUUGUCACAUUACUUAAACAUGCGUGCUACUGGAUACAAGGAUUUACCUGCUUUUCCAACAACUGCACCAGAUACGUCUGUGCGUAAUAUUGAUGGUUUUAUGCAAGACGCAGUUAACAACACGGAAAACACAAAAACUACUCAAGGAAACUCUAAUUCCACUAAAAAUGUUUCGACGAAAACUGAUAAAAACUUCUUUUCUGAAUCGGAAAAAUCAUCUGAGUACUCUAGUGAUGAUUCUUCCUCAAGCUCAGAAUCCAGUAGUGAUUCAGACUCAUCUUCUGAAUCAGAACAUGCGAACGAAACUAAAUCAAAGGAAAAUAAAACAGAAGAGCUUAACAAUAAACAAACGCAGUUAUCAACAGUUACUUUGGUAAAUAUUGUUAAUAACGUAGAUGAAGGUGGCACCUCUGACAGUCAGUCGUCAUCUUACUCGUCGUCAAAUUCCGAUAGUGAGGUAUCUGCAAAUAAUAAUGUAAGCGAAGGCGAAACGGAUUCGGAAAGUGAAAAUGAAAAGAAACGUAAAUUUGAACGUGCACAGGAAAAAGCAAAGGAAACUACAGCUGGUUCUAAAGAAGAGAGAAACGACACAACAAAUAAAUCUAAUACUAAAAAUAAUUUGGAUCUAUUAUUGGAUUUAGAUGAUGUGCCACCAAUUGGUCCAGUAAUGACACCAUCUCUUGGCGGUUUUCUAACACCAAGUGCUCCAAUGUUAGGUUCAACGUUGGAGUCGUUGUCACAAUAUGCUGUUAAUCAUAUUGAGCUUGUUGGACCAUCUUUUAUUGAUUUCAACCACAAAGAACUACUUAAGAAAUUAUCUGGCAAUGGUUUACAGGUAAGCUACCGUUUCACGCGUUCACCACAUUUAUAUGCUUCAACAAUGGUUUCAAUUGAAUUGCAAUUCGUUAAUCAAAGUUCGGAUAAUAUAAAUGAUAUAGAGUUAGCGGAUAAAGUAUUGUGUGGGGGUAUGGAUGUAAAUAACUUUGCACCGAUACAAUGCUUAUCUCCGCAACAAACAGCAGUCAGCAUACUUGGUGUCGAUUUUAAUGACUCGACGCGUGCAAUAGAAUUGGUGAUAAAAUCAAGUGUUGGACAGUCACGUGUUACCAUUCAACCACCAAUUGGUGAACUGGUUCGUUCGGUACAAAUAACCGAAACAUAUUUCAAAGAAGAACGUACUAAAUUACGUGGCAUGAAUGAGAAUCAGAGCAAAUUAUCCUUAAGCAAAGAUAAAAUAGAUAUUUCUUCCUUAAAACAAAACAUUUACACGACAAUUAAUGUGGCCCAUAUACCAGCCAAGGAUGCUAAUGCGGAUUUGAUGUAUUUUGCGGGACAAACUUUGUCAUCAAAGAGUUUAGUUUUGAUUACAUUGGAUUGGAGUUCUUCAGAAGGUCAGGAGCUGAUAUUAGUGGUGAACUGUGAAAAGAUGGUUAUCAGUUCAAUGGUGUUAAAUGAACUACGCAACGGCUUAACUGCUGCGUUUAAUUGUUAAUGUUAAAUUAAAAAACACAGAACUUCAAAAUAAUUAUUUUGUUUAAAUAGAAUGUGUUUUUUACGCGAGCUUAAACUGUUACUAAAUUGAACAAAUUUACUAAAUUUAUUCACAAAUUACUUGGUUAAACAAGAAAGAAG